Toxoplasma gondii ME49 is the source of this 10238-nucleotide messenger RNA. RefSeq names its product phosphatidylinositol-4-phosphate 5-Kinase. The transcript has 17 exons. NCBI's taxonomy places the organism in Eukaryota, Apicomplexa, Conoidasida, Eucoccidiorida, Sarcocystidae. Gene Ontology annotation, molecular function: phosphatidylinositol kinase activity. Gene Ontology annotation, biological process: phosphatidylinositol metabolic process. Bases 881 to 7315 code for a protein of 2144 amino acids. The record is from RefSeq and is a predicted model, not a curated record.
CUGUUCGUUAACUAUCCAAAUGAGUACAUUUUGUGUAGUGCGACGUGCCCUCUUUUAUCCCUCAUUUUUCUCCGUCUUCGAGUGCUUUUCGCUGUUCAGUUAGCACUCGUGUUGGCAGGUCCGAGGGUCCGCAGCUUGCCAUCUAACCUCAUCGCGUCGUGACUCGGCUGCUGCUGUUUACGUGUUUUAUUUGAGGCAAGUUCUUGUACGUCUACGGCCGCAACUGCUACUUUACUGUACUUCUCAUUUUCGGAAGACGAUAGAGGAUCUUUGCCUUUCCCUUCCGGCUUGUUUAUCUAAAUGUGAUUCCGUCGCAGCUCAGCUCGGCGCGAGGCACUUGCGCUGCAAGAAACGUGCAAGAAACGGCUGUGUAUCUGUCUGAGUACAGAACGUCGUUCGUUCCAGAUUGUUUUUGUCGUUCCCAACUUUUUCUUGCGUGUCACCCGCCUUUUUCUUUUUUUCCUGACGACUGUCACUCGAGGGUUAUGGUGUCCGGCAGGUGAACCGCUGCAGACAGGCGUAUGUAAGCCAAGCCAGACGUUUCCAUCCACGAAUCGUUUUUCUUCGUUUUUUCCCCCGUUACUUUGCGCUUACUCGAAGCGCCUAGUUUCCCCUUCCCAUUCGACCUUGCCUUCCGCUCGACGGCUCCCCGUUUUUCUUUCAGAUGCGACGCCUCCGCGGCCGUGUGGCUGGUGAUCCCGGAAUCGGCCUGCCGUUCUUGCUGCUUCUUGAAGCACACCCCAGACGAUUCCGGCGGCGCCUCGAAGCAGAAACAAAUGAACACCAUGCGUUAAUGCUACAGCGAUACUCAGGGUAAUCUUCGGCAAACGUCCGACUCCACUUUCAGCUUCUCCCCGCUCAGCCUCAGUCGGUUUUUGGCAUGGCUGCCGUCGAGUCCGCCUCUCGCCAGCCUCAGCCGUCGAUCCGGCUCUCCAUGGACAGAAAUGGAGUGGCUGUUGACGCCGGGUAUUUUCAAGAGGCGAGCGACGAUUUUCACCGGGGGCAUGAGGCAGACUACGACAGCCCCGGUGCCUCGUCCGUGACAAAGCACCUCUCUGGGGGAAACCGGACGGCCUCGAGGAAAACAGACGGAACUUUCCUCGAAGGGCACGAUACGCAGACUCCGAAGCCUUCCCCCGACGAACGGAAAGAGGACGCAAGCGAACAAGAUCAAAAACCUAGCGAACAUGGGGACAAACCUAACACAGGCGAGGAUCCGAAAGGUGACGACCAGAACGGGUGCGUUUGCCAGGAUGUAACUCCAAACAUUGGCGACAGUUGCGCAGACGUGAACGGUGAAGAAUCCAAAGGGAAUCGCUCGGUCCGGAGAGUGAUCCGCAUCUCGUCAGAUCACCGGCAGACUCGGAACAAAGUCUGCUCGGCCUUGGGGAACGGUAGAAGGACCGACAGCCGAGCCAAUGCCUCAGAGUCAGGGAACUCCCCACCCAGCAGUCACGCCAGAGGCAAGGUGCCCUGCUGCGGGAAACGUCGAGGCUCGGGUGGGAGGGAGUCUCUCUUGUCGUUUUGUCUCCCGAGAUCUCGCGCAUCUGCGCCAGGCGCUGCGGGCGAGAAAGUCGCAGGAUUCUACGUUAAAGACGUCGGGGAAGUUCUAAAAUUCCUUCAAGGAAAGGCCAGUGAACCGACUUUCCUGUUGAGGGAACCGCCACAGAAGACGCUGCUUUGGGCUCUCUCGGAUCCUCUUGUUCUUCUCUCGUUUUACCUACACUUGGAGGAGAUUCGCAUCGGGCGCAUUCUGACCGCGCUGGGGUACAAGUCUCCCAGCGAAACGGUCCUGAAAGCCAGCCCCUUUGGGUUUGUUUCUGGCGACCAGCUGCUUCUGCUCGACGUCCUUCACAGCCUGUUUUACUCGUGGAAGUUCAUUCCCAAGCCUCGGCGUCUCGAGUUCACGCAUCGCCUGGUGGAUCCUUGCCUGUUGGUUUUGCAACCGGCGGGGUUGAUCUCGCCUGCGCUUCUUCCGCCGAACUUGUCUCUGUCUGGCGCAAGCGCAGCCGGAGACACCAACAAGCAUCUGUUCCUCUCGUCCUACCACCGCUACCUGCACAAUUUCGAGAGCUCCAACCUGUCCUCUGAGCCUGGCCUGCUGGACAGAGACCCCGCAGGAGACGCCGGAGACAAGGGCACUGCGGGUCUCUCGGUGAUCGAUGAGAACUGUGAGGCGUCCCCGGCGCGGAAAGCGCUGGAGAAGAGCGCGAGAGACAGGGAGCAGACAGGCCGACCAGAAGGCGACAUGAAGAGUGACGGGCAGAGCCUGGCAGGCGGCGCAGCAGGGAGGCGCGAGAGAGGACGCGAGGAGGAGAGACCGUCGGGACUCGUCUGCCACAGGCGAGACGGGGCAACUCGCAGGCAAGUCGACGAGGUGGCGAAGUGCUCUGCGAGUAUCAAAGUUCUUCUUACCGGCUCGGACGGCCGUGAAAUGGAAGCUGCGAGAAUUGUCUUCCUCAGAACAUGCAUGGGCCUUCUCGUCCAGCAGCUGCUCCCCCCCUGGACGGACUUCGUCGCACGCAUCCUUCCGGACAUUCUUCGGGACAUCCACGACCCCAACGUUAUUGUUCAGAACGUGGUGAUGGACAAGCUGUGGCGUUUGCGAGGAGAAUUGGAGACGGCGACGGGGUUGCCCUGCGGCUUCGCCUCCUCUUCUCGCGCAUGCACUCACGCGGAUGGUGUGAUUCUGCACAGUCGCUCGGAAGUCGAUUCGCGCGAGGCCUCUUGCCACCGUGUGCGAGACGUCUCGACUUUGCCUUCGUGCUCGAGGCUCUCUGCAGACUCUCUGUCCUCACUGCCUCCGUCCGCAGACCGGCGAGAAAAAGAGGACUUCCGCAGCAAACGUUUCACCACCGAUAGGGACGAGAAAGAAAGCAGGAAGGGGACGCGCGACGACCGCAGAGACAAACGCGAGACCAGGGAAGGUGAAGCGCCCGCCUCUGUCCUCAAGGGUGCCGCGUCCCACCCUAGCGGGCGUAGCGAAGGUUGCGACGUAGCGGCUUUCUGCAGUCGGAACGAGUCGAGGAAGCGCAUGCACGUUUCUCUUGUGCGACCUAUGUCCUCAUCCGUUUCCGUCUCGAGCGCCUCGAGGGCUUCAACCACGUCCACCCUCCAACGCGCGGAUGAAGCCGACCGAGCCGCUGGAGACAAAACGAGAAGCAACGCCGAAAGGUCGUGCUCCUCGCUGUCUGGACCCCACACCCUAGGCACGACCCGGUUCCAGGAGCAAACCUCUUUCAAUGUCUCCAACCGAAAUGACACCUUGAAAAACAUGCUGUCGACCUCCUCCGCCUCCUCCGCCUCCUCAGCCUCCGCCUCGUCCUCUUCCGCCUCGUCCUCUUCCGCCUCGUCCUCAGUCUCCGCCUCAGCGUCGCGCCGCGAUCUCUCCCGUCCUACGGCCAUAUCCCCUUCGGGAUUUUUUUCGUCGCCUACGGGCGUCUCGCCUUCGGGACGCCGAGGUCCGUCGCCUUCGAGGGCCUCUUUGCCGCACCUGUGCAGUUCGCCGACGCGUCUCUCGCCUGUGGGUCAGGCGGCAGAGGCCCUCGAGGACUUUGCUCUGAUCAAUUUAUCUUCGAAGGCGGCGUCGUCUCGUGCGAACAUACCCAUAGGAUUGCGUCUGGUGAAAAGAAACGCCAUUACUCAGAAUGUCCUUCCUCGCAGCCGAGGCAACCGAGACGAAGGAGGCACCCCCGAUGUGGGAGGCAAUGCAGUCCGAGAGGACAGUCCGUUCUAUGCGUUGACCUUUGCAAUGAUGCUGGGUCUGCAAAUGAGCGGCGAGCUGAGUGCUUGCCUGGUGAUGCUGCGCCACAAGCUUGGAAGUUCAGUCGAUCUGGAGUUCCUGCUGGACGAACCUCUGCUUCUUCCCGUCCGACAGUUCCACUUUUGCUGCUACCCCCAACUGCCUCGGCCUUUCUUCUGCGUCUUUGAGGACCUCGCCCCCGAUACCUUCGAGUGUGCUCGAGAGCUCGCUGGAGUCACUGAACAGGAUUAUCGCAGCAGCAUGUGUCGCACAGAUUUUUCGUUCAUCGAGUUCGAGAGCAACAGCAAGAGCGGCCAAUUUUUUCUCUUUUCGCACGACGGAAAAUACCUCAUCAAAACCAUCGGUUUGAGAGAGGUCAAACAAAUGCUCAAGAUUCUUCCGGCAUACGUCGAUCACCUGCUGUCCAAUCCAAAUUCUCUGCUAACGCGGCUCUUCGGCUUGCAUCGCGUGGAGAUUUACAAGCGGUACAACCUCGAAGACGAAGACAUGCAAUCGGAAACCAACUGGGGACUUGGCGGGAUCGCGCACGGCUUGGGCGAGGCCUCGGCGCGGUCAGGAGUGCAGCUGUCGGAGCGAGAGCGUGAAGGACCUUCCCGACUAUGCCCGGGAGAAGAGUCGCCGGCGCAUGCAGAGACGCUGCCUGUCGGCGGGGAGGCGAGAGAAGCGUUCGGAUCCGAGGCGCGGACGGCAGGACGCGGGUGUCGAGAGGCGACGACCGACUCGUCUGCAGGGCACUGCGAAUCGUCGCCGAGGUCGCGUCGAACCUCGGCGGGAGGCGCCGAGUUUCACGAAGAGGAGGCGGCAGCGCCAACUGCCGGCAGGGCGGAGAGAGAUGCGAAGAAGGUCGAGAAAGGCUCUCUGAGGCACUUGCGCAACACGGUGAGGACGUCGUUGCGGCCUGUGCCCUCUGAACAGGCGAAUGGAGAGCAGUCCUCCUCCGGCUACGCCUUCACGAUUCCUCGAAGUGUACGAUACAGGCCGCGAGAGGAGCAGCCGACGGGGGAGGACCUGCGCUCGCGAUCUCCUCCGAAAAAAGGCAGGUCCGCAGACCAGGAGAAGGGGGGAUGGCACCCAGCCGGGACUGAAGGUGGAGGCGGAGAGGACCCAGGCGACGAGAAAACCAAGGCGAAGAGCGACAGCGAUGGACUCCGCGGACGCCUUCCUUUCGGCAAGGGAGCGAAAAAGAAAUCUGAUUCGCACAAGGCUUUAAAGCAUGCCAAGUCGGGGACCUACGCCGUCCGCGACGAUGCGAAGAAGCAGAGUGUGACGUGUGCCUACUUUGCUGUGAUUGGCACUGCCUUCGAUCCCUACCUGGGUCUACACGAGGCCUACGACUUGAAAGGCAGCACCGUGAGCCGCCGCGCGAAGCCACACGACCGCGUAAAGAAAGAUGUUGAUUGGCUAGAAGCCAACAGACACCUGAACAUGAGAGACGAGGAAGCUCAGACGAUUCUCCGCGCCCACCGCCUAGACUGUGAGUUCUUGGAGACGAUUUCAGUCUUCGACUACUCGCUUCUCGUCGGCGUCCACAGAUGCAAACAGAGCAUUCUCAGUCCAUCUGGGUCGGAAGCUGUCUCAGGGAUCGAUGCCCAGGGAAUGACGACGCCUCUGUCGGCGACAAGAACCUCCCUUGGGCCUCUCCGCCAAUACACCAAAAUGCAGCAACGCUCCGUGAGUCUCUCGGGACCCUCUCCGUCGAUUCUGAGUGAACAUUCUUCUCAGCCGCUGGCGUCGGAGCCUGUGUCGAUUACGCCUCUGACUUCGGCGAUUCCUCGAGAUCGUUUGGCAGGAGGUGAGACCGCAGAUUCCGCGGUUUCUCAGAAUCCCGCAACGAAUGCACCUUCUGCGGUGCAUUUGUCCAUGGCUCUCGCCUCGCCGUUUAGCUCUGCGGACGGCUUACAGCGGUCAGAAGAUUCCGAGGAAGAAGACCUCGUCAAUGACGCAGGCGACGACACCAGUCGACAUCCCGAGGUCGAGGAGGAAGAACUGCUCUUUUCGGACGCAGGAAAGGACGGCCGUCCACAGCCUGUCGCGCAUCUGGCCUCUUGCCUUACAUCGCGCGAGUCGCACCCGGCUCCUCUCCCUUCCUCUGCUUCCGUUUCGUCUGGACUCCGCUCAGCAGCUUCUCUUCUUGACACUCGGCCCUGUUGUCUGCAAGAGGCAGCCAGCCAUGGGGCAGACCCUCCGGCUUCUCUCUAUUCGUCUCGGCUUGGAACGUCGACCUCUGCUCUCGCGGAAAAAGGGGGAGUUGAACGCGAGGACGACAGAGACGCGGACGCGUCUGCAGAGCUUGCUCGUUCCCUACAGCAGAGACAGGCCGCAGAGGCGACGAGCUCUUCCUGUUCGACUCCGCGGUGCUACUGCGCUCAUGUCUCGAUGCCCUGUCCGCCGCCGGCUCCUGGGGGCACCCGGCGGGUGACGAUGAGGUGCCUGGCCUCGGGAGAAAGUGGAGACGCUUUCCGGACCGACGCCGACGGAGAGUUCGAGCGAGAGAGGAAAGCGAAAGACGGCGAAACUCUCACCGAGAUCGACACCGUUAUGUCCCUGUCGCAGCCAGCGUCAUGGCCAGAGGUGGAUUCGUCUGGACGAGCCCAGAAGGGAGACGCCGAAGAAGAGCUCGGACUGGCCACUCAGGCAGACGGCAAACACAGGGAAAGACAUCGCGCGCCAUCCCCUGCAACGUCCAGCUUGCCCCACACAAGCACUGCAUACACCUUCCUCGAAAAAAGCUGGAUGGGAACAGCCUUCAUGUCGCCGCCUUCCCCAGACAGCGGCUUCGGAGUCAAGGUGAUGAAUGCGGACAUGACUGAAAUUUACUACUUGGGAAUCAUUGAUUUCCUCACGCCUUAUGACUGGAGACGCUAUGGCCACACAGUCUAUAAGCGCCUCAAGAGCUCCGCCAAGUGUGAAUUUGGAGAGAUAUCUCCGGUGCCUCCGGCGUAUUACUCUCGGCGGCAGCAAGCAUUUCUUCGAGAUCACGUCGUGCAUGCAGUGGAUCGCGGCGGCGGUGGGGAAGCGCCGACGGCGCUUGAGAGCAUGAAUCUGCGCAUGCCUCGCCGCAGACUGAUUCGGCUGCUGAAGUCUCGCGAGCGAGAAUUCAAGGAAAAGAGUGCGUUUGAAAAGCCAAAUGCAGCUCUUGACGAAGCAGUGGGGAUCGUCGAAGCCGGCGGCCUCUGCGACGCGGGCCGAGAGAGCGACUGGUCUGCACGGCCGCCGCCACGGAAAAAGGGCAAAGAGCGUCGGCAGAAACAGCGUAGAAAGAAGCGCGAGAAGCGGAACAAAGACGCUGCUUGCACGGGAGAAAGUCAGGCGUCCGAACAGACGAAACCGAAGGACCUGCCCAGGGACACAACACAGGACGGUCAAACCCAAAGCGCGCUUCCCCACGAGGAAGGAGUCCAGGUGACAACCGCGGAACCUGCUGGAAAUCGAGAACAGAGACGGUCGACCUUCUAUGGUUUGUACAAGUUUGUUAAACCUCAGGAGGACGAUGGCCCUGAAGAAGGAAAGGCGAGACGGGAGACAAGUCCGUGUGGUGCGCCGAGAACGUAACGCACGAGGGGAAGGAAGGACCUUAAUUUCGUUGGGUUUCGAGAUUCAACGGAAACCUCCGUGUUGAGGGAAAUCUAAAGAGCUUCCAACGCGAGAAGAAGUGGAGACAGUGAGGUGAGCGUGGAGUAUUCUCCAGUUUCCAGGUUUCCACGCCGCUGCUCUUGGCAGGAUCAAGCGCAGUGGCUUCGCCGGAGACGUCGGCGGAGACACGCUGACCGGGAGCUGAUGCAUGCGCAUACGCAUGCGCCCAUGUACAUUUAGAAACUUUUUGGAUGAAUCGCGUCGACUUCGGCCCGACCUCUACACGGAGCGGGACAAUGGAUGUCGCGCUCCCGUGCUGUUUGUGAGAUGGACAGCAAGUGUAUUCUUGGAAAGCUUUGUUUGUUGCCUUGCAUGCACGCAUUCGGUACAGUCGAGCACCUUCCCCUUUUGCGGUGUGAACAAGGCUCGCUUUCUGCGCGACCCUUGGAGAGGCCUCGGAGCCUCGGUUUCACCAGAGGGGGAGAUGUAUCCCGUUCCUUCUCAUCGACUCACAUCCGUGGGUCUUGCACACAGAUGACCGUGGAUAAACAGGUACCCAAAUUCCGCGGACGCAGGCUUGUGCGAAGGUACGUGUGCUUCCUCUUUCUUUCUCUGGAGCGACGCGAUCCCCAAGUUGUCAGCGACGUAGGCCUGUGCUUCCACAGCAUGCACAGGAGAGUCUGAGACUGGCCUACCGCAGUUCAUGAGUUGACAGGUGGUUUCGCGACAGGUCGAUCCAACGAUCUUCAUACAGCUUGUGAUUGAAGACGGAAGCAGGGAGGACCUCCCGUGUGAGGCGAGGCCAGAGGGAUCCAUGAAGAGUAAGGGUGCUGCCAGGGGCAAGAUGCAAAGUUGCGGAGAGGGUAAGCACGGUGGAGAGAAGAGGGAGCGCAGACGAGGUGUGGAGUCUCUUUGUGAGGAAGGAGGAAAUGUAGAAUGAGGAUUCCCAGAGGAUGAGGCGACCAGUGGUUGCGAAAAAAAACAGACGAGGGAGAAACAGGGAGACGCAGACGCGCAUGCAUGGCCACUCAUGCCAGGCUGCUGCUAAGAGCAGCCUUAGACGCCUCCACAUUUUUCUUGAGGCGGAUUUUUUCAGCCGGCAAGCCACACGAGAUUUUCUCGACUCCAGGUUUCCGCCUUCCCAUGUCGCGAAUUCGUGAAUGUUCCAUGCCUUGAGUGAGACUGAGACGCCAGGCAUGUUCGAAGCCUUUCGCUAAUUUGAUCGUAGGUGCAUGCGGACAACUGGAUGCCUCUUGAAGCGUUGCAGGCUCCACAUAAGGGUUGCAUGCGGAUUGGGGCGUUCUGCCGUGUCAGUUCCGGUGCCCACAAUGACCUUUCUCCUUUGUGACUUUCGUGAGACGAAUGUGUGUGUGCAAACGGCAUACAUGCAGAAAUGCAUGCGUCAGUAUGUUCUAGCAAACGUCUGGAGACGCCAUAUUUACGAAGCCGAGGCCACUGUGGUCCACACGUGGCGCCGCAUGCGUUUGGCCUAUUUAUGCAUGCAGCUCGGUUUGCCUCUUUUUUUCACCUCUUUCUUGUGCCGCAAGCGUCAGUUUGCUUAGAGCGUAUAGGGGCUUGUUUCUCUGUGUCCAAAAACUCGACUUCCCAAUUGUGUCAUCGCUUCGAUGCACUGCAGAUACACAGGCGUGCUUACAUCUAAGUAUGUAUAUAUGUAUAUAUAAAUGAGUAUUCGUAUGCGUAGAUAUGGAUCGCUAUGGCCGUUGUAGACCGCUGUUGACAUCGCCUGCGUUGUCUCGCUGACCUGGAGAAAAAGGACGAUAUGCAGACGUAUCGGUGGUGCUCUUUAGAUCUCAUGUUGUACAUCUGACACAGGCGUACGCAGGCAAAUGUUUGUGUGCCUACAAGUGCGUUUGACGAAUGUGAGUGGUUUGUUUGCAUGCACGCGGUAGACGCAUUGUCUUCUCACUGUUUGUCCCUUACUUUGGCAUCCAUGAUCCACACAAACUGAGUCGCCAUGCUGCUUCCACACCUCAUUUCGGCAAAGCCUCUGUGGUGCAUUGGCUCGUUUUCGGAAGCAUCCGCGCGUGGUGCGCUGUAGUGUGAAGCGUCAAGGUUGUGUGUGUAGGCGGUCACUCGGUGUCUGUUGUUCUAACCUGAUCGUCGUAGAUGUACGCAGGCGUCGGCCUUUAUUUGAGAUCAUGCAGUGUAGGUAGGGCACCUGCAUGCAUAUGUGCGGCCUUUUCGUAGCUGGCCAGCUCCGUGUAGACAAGGUGACUGCUCUGGUCUGCUUCCCCGUUGUGGAACGCCUACAAAUUUGUCUCACGAACAUACGUUUGGGGGCGCUUCACUAGAGCAGAGAUUUGACCACGACCUUUCUGCAUUAUUUUUCGUCAAAUGCAUUUCCAUGUCCGGUGCGCAAAUCCGCAUCUGUCCAUCGAUUCCUUUUUGAAGUGUACGCCCCUCGUGUGUGCACCGCGAACCCCGCUUGGCUUUGCGGCCUCUGGUCGCCUUCCGCUUCUCAUUUCUUCGUUCCGAAUCCAGUUGAGAAACGGUUUUGUUGCAUGCGCCUUUGGCAUUUCUAACUAUGUGCGCGACAAGCCGCUUUCCAGCUCUCUUCCUUAAAGGAAUCCUGGUCACGGAUGUGGCUUACGCGAGGCUCCGGGGAACAACUUCGGCGAACAUGUUUAUAGUCAGCUAAUAAGUGAUAUAUCGGUAGCCAGUGUCUCAAGAGACGCCAGAGGAAGAGUGAAGCACGAAGAUGGAAAGUCCGUUGUUUCUUAUGGACAUGCGUGCAUGUCUAUGUGUACACAUGUGUAUGUUGUGGAAUCGAUACCCUGAUCAAUAUGAUGCGGUGUUUCCGCUAGCUGGCAUUUCCUUACCACUGUCCAGAGUUCACACGUACGUUCAAAGUGUCCUGUGCAUUUUGUAGCGUUCAUCAUCC